AUGACCAAGUUUGUCAAUCUCAUCGCUAUCACGGCCGCUGCCACAGCUGCCGCUGCUGAAAAGGUUCCUGUGUAUUACCUUAUUCGCCACGCGGAAAAGAAUGCAGACGGGACAGUAUCCGUACAGGGCCAGCAACGCGAGCAGUGCCUGGUGAAGCUCUUUGGCAAGAGCAGCAAAUACAACAUCCAGCACAUCAUGGUGCAGACGCCGUAUCCGGGAGAUACUGCCGAAGACCACACCACCCAGCGUCCAUACAACACCACGCUGCCGCUGGCCGAGUCGCUGGGCAUCACUAUUGACCAUCCUUGCAAUUAUACUGAUACGUCGUGCGCUGGUCAGGCGGCUUUGAACUACGCUGGUCCAGGCAAUGUGCUCAUCGCCUGGGAGCAUGUACACCUGCCGGCUGUCUCGAAAGCCAUCGGCGGCCAGGACGUGCCGAGUUACCCUGACUCGCACUUUGACCUCAUAUAUAACCAGCCACUGCCGUACACAAAGGUAACAGUUACAUCUGAAGAUUGCGCUGCCAUUGGUGCGGCCAGCAUGACCGGUUCAAGUACAACCAGUGCGACCAGCACAACCGCUACGGCCAGCUCAGCCAACGUCGCAUGGCAGGCAAAUACACCAAAAUGGACUUGUGGCAUUGUUGCCGCGGGUAUCGCGGCGCUGAUUUCUUUGUAA
This is a messenger RNA of Metarhizium brunneum ARSEF 3297, 678 nucleotides long. RefSeq lists its product as uncharacterized. NCBI's taxonomy places the organism in Eukaryota, Fungi, Ascomycota, Sordariomycetes, Hypocreales, Clavicipitaceae. The record is from RefSeq and is a predicted model, not a curated record.